AUGCAUGAUGAAAAAUAUAGAUCCAUUUAUGAAGAUAUCAUCACAUAUCAAAACCUUAAUGCUGUUUUUAUUCUAUUCAAAAGGAACAAAAAAAUUAUCUUUCCAUGGGCUGCUGCAUUUCCCCAAACUAUAGAUAUUUUCAAAAACAAUACAUUUUCUAACAAAGAUAAUCGCACUAAUUGUGGAAUUAUUCUUUUCGCAAGUAAAGCGCAAAAUUCUGAUAUUUGUAGAUUAUUACUUGAGUCAUACAAUCAAAUUAUAGUCGACAAUAAUGAAAAAGAUAUUAACAUCAAUGAAAAAGAUAAAUAUGGAAAUACAGCACUUUAUUAUGCAACAAAGAAUAAUAAUAAAGAAACAAUCGAGUUCCUUCUUUCUCAUGGUGCAGAUAUCAAUGAAAAAUAUAAAUUAGGGCAAACAGUACUUUAUUAUGCAACAAUUCAUGGUAAUAAAGAAAUAUUUGAAUUUCUUAUUUCACAUGAUGCAAAUAUUAAGGAUUCUCUCCAAGUGAAGUGA
Molecule: messenger RNA, 513 nt
Organism: Trichomonas vaginalis G3
Lineage: Eukaryota; Parabasalia; Trichomonadida; Trichomonadidae
Product: protein ubiquitination
Exons: 1
Coding region: 1-513 (170 amino acids)
Cellular component (GO): nucleus; cytoplasm
Molecular function (GO): protein binding
Source: RefSeq, a predicted model, not a curated record